Molecule: messenger RNA, 2581 nt
Organism: Centruroides sculpturatus (bark scorpion)
Lineage: Eukaryota; Metazoa; Arthropoda; Arachnida; Scorpiones; Buthidae
Gene: RNaseZ
Product: ribonuclease Z, mitochondrial-like
Exons: 22
Coding region: 144-2525 (793 amino acids)
Biological process (GO): mitochondrial tRNA 3'-end processing
Cellular component (GO): mitochondrion
Molecular function (GO): 3'-tRNA processing endoribonuclease activity
Source: RefSeq, a predicted model, not a curated record
UUGUAGAGGGUGUACUGUUUCCGGAAUCAUGGCGGCCACGUGAUCUUUAAGAACGUAGCUACAAUGACUAAAAUUGUACAGAUUACGCAGCGAUGUGAUCAAUUUAAAGAUAUUUUUGGUGGUAAAAGUGAUAUAUUGUCGUUAUGAAAUUGAUUAUUUUUCAUAUUACAACAAUUUGGAAUAAAACAGCGAAUAUUGCUCUUCGAAACAACGUAAUUCUACUAAUCACGCGUAGAUAUCAAUCAAAUAGGGACUUGGAACUGCUUAAUACAUUACUUAAGAUGCCAAAAUCGAAAAAUGUGGUGGCGCAGCCACGUGUGCCGAAAGUUAAACCUAAAACAACGAUAUCUACCAUUCCUUCUACCAUAAGUUUGCACGUGCUUGGCAAUGGAAGCGAAGGAAGCUCGAGAUGUUUAUAUGUGUCCACAAGUAAUGGAAGGUACAUAUUUAACUGUGGGGAAGGAACUCAGAGAUUAGCAAAUGAACAUAAAUUGAAAUUAUCUAAACUGGAAGCUAUUUUUAUUACGUAUAAAAGCUGGAAGAAUUUUGGCGGUCUUCCAGGCCUGUCAUUAACUGUACAGGAGAUUGGCAUUCCUAAGAUAUUCUUGCACGGUCCUCCUAAUUUGAGCAAACUGUAUGAUACAAUGAAAUGUGUCAUUGAUAUGAAAGACUUGACAGUAGAGUACAAGAGUUAUGAGAACAAAGUGUUUGUUGAUAAUUCUAUGGAAGUGAAAUAUGUACCACUCUCUUCCGAGGUAACGAAAGAUGGCACUGAACCUUUGAAAGCCGAAGCAGAGUCGAACAAUUCACAGAAUGGAGCAAGAAAAAAACACAAAUCCGACCUCGACAAAGACAAUAAAGAUAUUUCUAUCGCAUACAUAUGCAAGUUCCACGAUAAACCCGGCCAGCUCUUACUUAAGAAAUGUGUCGAUUAUGGGGUACCUCCUGGCCCAUUAUUGGGACAACUUAAAAAUGGUGAAGAUGUGACAUUACCCAAUGGUCAGAUUGUCCGUUCUCGAGACGUCGUGGCUCCCAUAGAACCAGGUCCCGUUCUUCUUGUGUUGGAAUGUCCGUCCACUGAUUAUCUGGAUUCUUUGCUAAACGAGAAAGCAUUCGAAGUGCAUCAGUCAUGUGGAACGGAAGAUAACCAUGCCUCGGUCGUCAUCCAUUUUACCGAAUUGGACGUCCUGUGCGAUCAAAGAUACCAGGAAUGGAUGAACAGGUUUCCUGCAAGCACCAUGCAUCUUGCACUAAAUUCAUCGAAUGCUUCAUUAUCGAGCAUAGCCAUCCACAGGAUACAACACAUGUUACACUUGAUUCAUCCACGAAUUUUUCCUCUAUUAAAAACUACAAAUGAGAUGAUUUCUGGCAACUAUGGCAGCUCUUUAGUCGUUCCUUCGGAAAGCAUGGUAUCUUAUUCUCUUCGUCCGAAAGAAGGUUUGAGCAGAGAAACUUCUGUUAAUUUGGAUGUCGAUUCGUUCAAUCGAGAAGCCUUUGAAAAACCGGACUUCGAGGGUAACUUGAAAGAACUUCAGCAUAUUUUAUUGGAAGAAAAACCAAAUGAAACAAACAAUGCCAUAUAUCCUGAAAUUGCAUUUCUCGGUACUGGUUCUUGCAUACCAAGUAAAGUUCGUAACGUUUCGGGAAUACUCGUUCAUAUCAAUGAAGAAAUCUGCAUGUUACUUGACUGCGGUGAGGGAACCUACAUUCAACUCUUUAGGUUGUAUGGAUCCGAAGGAAUAAGAGACAUUAUAAGAAAAAUAAAAUGCAUAUUUAUAUCUCAUCUUCACGCUGAUCAUCAUCUGGGUCUCGUGCAAAUUCUGAAAACUAGAUCGAAAGUUAAUGGAGAUGUUCCGUUGUUUCUCGUAGCGCCAUUUUAUGUUAUUCAAUGGUUGAAUAAUUACCACUGUGAAUUUGAGCCACUGUUAAACAAUGUCGUAAUAAUUCCAAACAUUAAUUUAGCAUAUAAUAAUGAAAAAAAUGUGCCCAAUUAUAAAGAAUUAUUAGAAACAACAAAGUUAAAGGAGGUAUCCACCAUUCCUGUUAAACACUGCAAGGAUGCUCACGCUAUCUUAUUUACCACGUCUUGUGAUUACAAAGUGGUGUAUUCUGGCGAUACAAUGCCUUGCGAUUCAUUAAUCGUAGCAGGUCAGAACUGUUCUUUGUUGAUUCAUGAAGCUACAAUGGAAGACGAUUUAGAAGAAGAAGCAAAACUUAAAACUCACAGCACAACCUCUCAAGCAAUCGACGUUAGUAAAAGGAUGAAUGCGCAAUUUACAAUCCUGACACAUUUUAGUCAACGAUAUGCCAAAGUUCCAAUCUUUCCAAAGAAUGAUUCUGGUACGAUUGGUUUUGCUUUCGAUAACAUGGUGGUGAGACCUUGCGAUCUGAGACUCCUGCCGUUGUUCCUUCCCUGCUUAAAAUCUCUCUUUGCAGAACACUACGAAGAAAUGCAAGAAAAGACUGCAAAACGUCUCAGACAGAAGCAAAUCUUGACCGAAAUGAUGCAGCAGAAUGCUUUGUAACAUAUAAGUUAUCUGUAGGAUUUUGUAAAAUAAAAUAUUAUUUUAAAUAACGGAAA